Messenger RNA from Anoplopoma fimbria (sablefish), 2736 nucleotides. Its product is annotated as leucine-rich repeat-containing G-protein coupled receptor 5-like. The record is from RefSeq and is a predicted model, not a curated record. Gene Ontology annotation, biological process: G protein-coupled receptor signaling pathway. Gene Ontology annotation, cellular component: membrane. NCBI's taxonomy places the organism in Eukaryota, Metazoa, Chordata, Actinopteri, Perciformes, Anoplopomatidae. Gene Ontology annotation, molecular function: G protein-coupled receptor activity; protein binding.
AUGCCGGGUUUCGUGUUUUUGCUGGCCGCGUUUGCGCUCCUCUCGGCCGGGUGUAGGAGCAGCUCCUUGGCGGUGGAGCAGAGGACCGGGAGCAGCUCCGCGGUGCCCCGGGCAGAGAGCUCCGGGGACGGGGACGCAGCGGCGGCUCGGCCGGGCUGCCCGGACCGCUGCCGGUGCCAGGUGGACGGACUGCUGCACCGGGUGGACUGCUCCGACCUGGGGCUCUGCGCGCUCCCGAGCAACCUGAGCGUGUUCACGUCAUACCUAGAUCUCAGUAUGAACAAUCUGACCGUGUUGACCAGCGGAGCUCUGAGCGACCUGCACUUCCUGGAGGAGCUGCGUUUAGCGGGAAACGAUCUGUCAUUUAUUCCCAGAGGGGCGUUCACUGGCCUCUACAACCUCAAAGUGCUGAUGCUUCAGAACAACCAGCUGAUGUCUGUACCUGCAGAGGCCUUCAACAAGCUGCACAACCUGCAGUCCCUCCGCCUGGACGCCAAUCACAUCUCCAGCGUUCCCGUUGGCUGUUUCUCCGGCCUGCGCUCGCUCCGUCACCUGUGGUUGGACGAUAACUCUCUGACGGAGGUGCCGGCGGCGGCCCUGGGCGAGCUUCCCGCCCUGCAGGCCAUGACGCUCGCCCUCAACCACAUCAGCCACGUCCCAGAUCACGCCUUCAGCAAGCUGGGGCGCCUGGUGGUGCUGCAUCUCAACAACAAUGGGAUCGUUUCCAUGGGAACGAACUGCUUCCACGGACUCCACAGUUUGGAGACGCUGGAUUUGAACUACAACAGUCUGGUCGAGUUUCCGACGGCGGUCCGCUCGCUGAGUCAUCUGAAGGAACUUGGUUUCCAUAGCAACAACAUCCAGUUGAUCCCGGAGCACGCCUUCACUGGGAACCCCUCACUCAUCACCAUAUUUUUCUACGACAACCCGAUCCAGUCUGUUGGACGAUCCGCCUUCCAGAACCUACCGGAGCUACGCACACUCUCUCUGAACGGAGCAGCGGAUCUCACCGAGUUUCCAGAUCUGACGGGAACCGAGAGCCUGGAAAGCCUGACCAUCACAGGAGCUCGGAUCACCUCUCUGCCCAGUUCAGUGUGUGAACAGCUUCCAAACCUUCAGCUGCUAGAUCUCUCCUAUAAUCAGAUCCAGACUCUUCCGAGCUUCUCCGGCUGUGAGAGCGUUCAGAAGAUUGAUCUGCACCAUAACGAGAUAGAGGAACUGGAGGAGAACACCUUCCACGGUCUGAUGUCACUACGCUCUCUGGACUUAUCGUGGAACAGACUGUCAUCAGUGAAGCCGAACUCUUUCUCUGCUCUGCCUGCUCUCAUCAAACUCGACCUGUCGUCCAAUCAGCUGUCGUCUCUGCCUCUGAUUGGUCUGCAGAGUUUAACUCAUCUGCGAUUGGCCGGAAACACACAGCUGAUGGAGUUAAUGCCGCGAGAGGACCUGCCCCGAGUCAGGGUGAUGGAGCUUCCUUACGCCUUCCAGUGCUGUGCCUUCGUCUCCUUCGAUCAGGACUGGGAGGAUUUCCUGAUGGAGUUUGAAGAAGAACCUAAACUUCAACACUCCGUCCACUGCAGCCCAGCACCAGGACCGUUCCGCCCCUGCCUCCAUCUGCUCGGCAGCUGGUUGAUCCGUGGAGGGGUGUGGCUCAUCGCAGCGCUCUCAUUGGUCAGCAACAGCCUGGUCGUCCUGUCAGUCUUCUUUUCCCCCGCCUCCUCAGUGACUCCGCCCAAGCUGCUGAUUGGUCUACUGGCCCUGGUGAACGGCCUGAUGGGAGUUUGGAGCGGCUGGUUGGCAGCGGUGGAUGCCUGGACGUUUGGCAGUUUUUGGAGGUACGGGGCGAGGUGGGAGAGCAGCUUCCUGUGUCGCCUCAGUGGCUUCCUGUGUGUGUUUGCAUCACAGACCGGCCUCUUCCUGCUAACCGUUGCUGCUCUGGAGCGAUGCGUGGCCGCCACCGCCGCCGCACGCCACCACGACAAACCGGACAGACACACUGGUCGCUCCUCGUCGCCGCUCUCCGUCCGUCUGUCCGUCGGCCUGUGCUUCCUGUUGGGCCUCGCCGUCACGCUGCCCCCCCUGGUGGCCGGACACAGCAGCUCCUCCCUCUGCUUGCCGCUGCCUUCCUCCUCCUCUUCCUCCUCCCUGGCCCUCUCCGUCUCCCUGGUGCUCCUGGACUCGCUGUGCUUCCUCCUCAUGACGCUCGCCUACUCUCGCCUCUACUGUCGGGCCAACAAAGCUGCGCCCGCCGCCGAAGAGGAGGCGGCGUUGACUCGACACGUGGCCUGGCUGCUGUUCUCCGACUGCCUCCUCUACCUCCCUGUGGCCUUCCUCUCCUUCUCCUCGCUGCUGCGCUCCGCCGCCGGGCCGGAGGCGGCGAAGGGCGUGUUGCUCCUGGUGGCGCCGCUGCCGGCCUGCGUCAACCCGCUGCUCUACCUCCUCUUCAACCCGCUCGCCCGGCAGGAGCUGGCGGCGCUCGCCAAACGCACCCGUGGGGCCGUGGCGUUACCGAAACUCUGCAUGGGAGGAGGAGGAAGAGGAGCAUCAGGAGGAGGAGGAAGGUCGAGGAAGGACAUGAUGGAGUCGAUGUACGACGAGGAUGCGGAGAAACAGUCAUGUGACUCGACGCAGGCGCUGGUGGCCGUCGGAGGCACGAAGGAGGAAGAGGAGGAGGAGAGAGGAAGACGACAGAGCGACACACAACAUUCAGUGGCGUUUGUUGUUCCCCAUCAAUAG